Molecule: messenger RNA, 333 nt
Organism: Nicotiana tabacum (common tobacco)
Lineage: Eukaryota; Viridiplantae; Streptophyta; Magnoliopsida; Solanales; Solanaceae
Source: RefSeq, a predicted model, not a curated record
AUGCCGGGACGUUCAACUACGAAAGUCAUCCAUCUUAUUAGGAGGUUGGUGGAACAGUACAGGUAUAGGAAUAAAGAUUUGCAUAUAGUGUUUAUUGACCUAGAGAAAGCGUAUGACAAGGUCCCUAUGGAGGUCCUUUGGAGAUGCUUGGAGGCUAGAGGUAUUCAUGUUGCAUACAUUAGAGUGAUUAAGAACUGUAUGAUGGAGCUAAAACUCAGUAGAGGACAAUACAUUGACGCGUCAUAUUCAAUGGAGGUACCACGGUAUAUGUUAUUCGCUGACGAGAUAAUACUGAUUGAUGAGAUGCUAGGUGGUGUCAACGAAAAGUUGGAG